This is a messenger RNA of Nerophis ophidion (straightnose pipefish), 2827 nucleotides long. RefSeq names its product FAM20B glycosaminoglycan xylosylkinase (gene fam20b). The coding region runs from base 287 to 1516 and encodes 409 amino acids. Gene Ontology annotation, molecular function: phosphotransferase activity, alcohol group as acceptor. NCBI's taxonomy places the organism in Eukaryota, Metazoa, Chordata, Actinopteri, Syngnathiformes, Syngnathidae. The record is from RefSeq and is a predicted model, not a curated record. Gene Ontology annotation, cellular component: Golgi apparatus. The transcript has 9 exons. Gene Ontology annotation, biological process: protein phosphorylation.
AGCGACCUCUUGCGCCUGCGCAGAGUGUACUCAACACUGACAACAGAAGCCGAUAGAAGUGUUUCGGAAGUGAAGCAGCAAAUCCGGGGAGAAAAAAAGGCCAAAAGCAGUGAAAACACCAACAUCUAUUGCCAACAACUCCAGUGGGGGAAACAUUGUCGAGAGCGUCAUUCCUGAAAGAUGGCCAGCAUAUGACGGCAAGGCAUUGUUAAACUUCAACAUCAUCAGGCGAGCAGAGGCGGGCCAUGAAGGACGCGGGUGCUUGAAGAACAGGUCCGGUGUGGCGAUGAAGCUCAAACAACGCUUGUUGCUGCUGUGUGCCGUGCUUCUCCUACUGGGCCUCGCCAAGAUCUUCCUGCUUGACGGCGGCGAGGGCUCUGCUGCCAGCAGGCGCGACCUGAAGUCCUUUCGCAAGAUGGAGGCGGGGCUGUCUCUGUCACGGGGGGCUCGCCUCGCCCACACCCUGCAGUCUCCCUGGGAGAUAGCCAGCCAAUGGGUGGGUCCCAGAGAGGUGUACCCCGAGGACACGCCCGAGCUGGCGGCGGUGCUCACCGCUCUGACCACCGCCCGAAUACUGCGGGCCGACGUGGGCUACAUGGGGACGCAACUUAAAGCCCUGCUGGUUCUGGACGGGGGGCAGAAAGUGGUCUUCAAACCCAAAAGAUACAGCCGCGACCACGUGGUGGAAGGAGAGCCGUACGCCGGUUACGACCGACACAACGCAGAGGUGGCUGCCUUCCACCUGGACAGGAUCCUGGGCUUCAGGAGAGCGCCCCUAGUGGUGGGACGUUACAUCAACCUGCGCACCGAGCUCAAACCCGCGUCCACCGACCAGCUGCUCAAGACGUUCCUCACGCAGGGGAACAACACGUGCUUCUACGGGAAGUGUUUCUACUGCCGGGAGAGCGACCCGGCGUGUGCCGAGGGCGACAUGAUGGAGGGUUCACUGACCAUGUGGCUGCCGGACGUCUGGCCGCUGCAGAAACACAGACAUCCCUGGGGACGCACCUACAGAGAGGGCAAACUGGCCAGGUGGGAGUACGACGAGGGCUACUGCGAAGCAGUGAAGAAAAUGCCCCCGUAUGACGCUGGUCCGCGGCUGCUGGACGUCAUCGACACAGCCGUGUUCGACUACCUCAUCGGGAACGCCGACCGCCACCACUACGAGAGUUUCCAGGACGACGGCGGCGCCAGCAUGUUAAUCAUGCUGGACAACGCCAAGAGCUUCGGGAACGCUGCCAUGGACGAGCGAAGCAUCUUGGCGCCGCUCUACCAGUGUUGCAUGAUCCGCGUGUCCACCUGGAAUAGGCUGAACCUGCUGAGGGGCGGGGUCCUGAGCUCCGCCCUGCAGCGGGCGCUGGCAUUCGACCCCAUCCAGCCCGUGCUGGCCGAGCCGCACUUCGCCGCCCUGGACCGCCGCCUCAUGGCCGUCAUGUCAACAAUCCAGCAGUGCGUGGAGGCGCUAGGAGUCGACAACACGCUGAUAGAAGACCGCAUGAACCCGCCACACCCCUAACCACGUGAAUCCGCCACACCCCUAACCAUGUGAACCGGCAAAACCCCUAACCACGUGAACCCGCCACACCCCUAACCAUGUGAACCCGCCACACUCCUAACCAUGUGAACCCGCCACACCCCUAACCACGUGAACCGGCAAAACCCCUAACCACGUGAACCCGCCACACCCCUAACCACGUGAACCCGCCACACCCCUAACCACGUGAACCCGCCACACCCCUAACCACGUGAACCCGCCACACCCCUAACCACGUGAACCCGCCACACCCCUAACCACGUGAACCCACCACACCCCUAACCACGUGAACCCGCCACACCCCUAACCACGUGAACCCGCCACACCCCUAACCACGUGAACCCGACCACGUGAACCCGCCACACACCCAACCACGUGAACCGGCCACACCCCCAACCACGUGAACCCGACCACGUGAACCCGCCACACCCCUAACCACGUGAACCCGCCACACCCCUAACCACGUGAACCCGACCACGUGAACCCGCCACACACCCAACCACGUGAACCCGCCACACCCCUAACCAUGUGAACCCGCCACACCCCUAACCACGUGAACCCGACCACGUGAACCCGCCACACCCCUAACCACGUGAACCCACCACACCCCUAACCACGUGAACCCGCCACACCCCUAACCAUGUGAACCCGCCACACCCCUAACCACGUGAACCCGACCACGUGAACCCGCCACACACCCAACCACGUGAACCCGCCACACCCCUAACCAUGUGAACCCGCCACACCCCUAACCACGUGAACCCGACCACGUGAACCCGCCACACACCCAACCACGUGAACCCGCCACACCCCUAACCACGUGAACCCGCCACACCCCUAACCACGUGAACCCGACCACGUGAACCCGCCACACACCCAACCACGUGAACCCGCCACACCCCUAAACACGUGAACCCGCCACACCCCCGACCACGUGAACCCGCCACACCCCUAAACACGUGAACCCGCCACACCCCCGACCACGUGAACCCGCCACACCCCUAACCACGUGAACCCGCCACACCCCCGACCACGUGAAGCAACAAGACGGAUGUACAGGGUGGAACUAUCGACUGCUGGAUUAUGUUUCACUUCUUGCAAACUUAAUGUGGGCACAGAGAAGGAUGGAGGCACUUCUCGCCAACAAACAGACUUCCUGUGCUGAAGUUGCCAUCUUUGGACCAAAAACUCAAUAGACCUGACCUGCCUUCUCGUCCGAACAACAGGAAGUGACCUCACUUCUUGUCUAAAGAACAGGAAGUGGUUUUCAUUAUGAGUCCACGCAUCAAAGCA